This is a messenger RNA of Pipra filicauda (Wire-tailed manakin), 1925 nucleotides long. RefSeq lists its product as uncharacterized. The coding region runs from base 235 to 1863 and encodes 542 amino acids. The record is from RefSeq and is a predicted model, not a curated record. Gene Ontology annotation, biological process: virion assembly. Lineage: Eukaryota; Metazoa; Chordata; Aves; Passeriformes; Pipridae. Gene Ontology annotation, molecular function: zinc ion binding; nucleic acid binding. The transcript is spliced from 2 exons.
ACUACGUUAGGUAGUUGUGGUUCACAGAACAGGGAGAGCUGUGUCAGAGAUUCGUCAGCCGAAAAGGGAAGUGGUGUUGUGGGUGAGACGAAAUUAGAUUCUCUGAGAGAAAAAGGAUGUGAAAGCAGCGACUUUGAGGCUAGGUCGCAGGGCAUCCCAGCAAACAGCCCGUUAGGAAUUUUGCUAAAACGUUGGAAUAACAACCCAUACACUCUCGGGAAAUCAAGAGAGACGAUGGUCUAUUAUUGUAUUGAAGUGUGGGGAGGCAGACCAAUAGGGAGUGGUAUUUGCUGGCCGAUUUAUGGCUCAUUUGAAAGUUGGAUUUGUGAGAUGCUGAAUUUUCACGUUAAUGAAAAAAGACCCUAUUGUCCGGAGGAGUGCAAAUAUGCUGUUAUCUGGUUGGGGUCUAGUACUCCUACUCGGUUAUUCCCACUUAAAGAACAGGGAAAGCAAGUAAAUUGUAAUAAAGAUUCUGAACUCCGGAGUUCACCUCCCCCUUAUAUCCCUCCGUACUGGGAGGAAAGUGAAGUGACACCAAGUGCUCCAAGGGUGUCAGAACCCGCCAUCUUACCUGAGCAAAGGCGGGAAUCCACCAUUUUAAGUCCAGCAGGGCGAAAGCCCGCCGAUUUCUCGGCACAAGGGCGGGAAUCCGCCAUUUUAUCCACACCAGGGCGGGAAUCCGCCAUUUUAUCCACACCAGGGCGGGAAUCCGCCAUUUUAUCCACACCAGGGCGGGAAUCCGCCAUUUUAUCCACACCAGGGCGGGAAUCCGCCAUUUUAUCCACACAAAGGCGGGAAUCCGCCAUUUUGUCGUCCACCUCUGUACACCUGUCAGCCGAUAAAGCUAGUGAGUCUUUCUUACCUAAUGAUAUAACAGAGGCUCAUGGAAUAGCUGAACACCCCCCUCAGAAGUCUCAGUUAUACCCUCUUCGUGAAACAGCCGUGCCAGGGAGACAAGGAGGUAUAGGAUUUGUAUCGGUACCUCUCAGUUCGGGGGACGUACGGGCUUUUAAGAAGGAAAUGGGAAAUUUAUUAGAAGACCCCAUAGGGGUUUCUGAAAGAUUUGAUCAGUUUUUAGGGCCUAACACCUAUACGUGGGAUGAGAUGCAGGCAAUACUGGGCAUCUUGUUUACUGUAGAAGAAAGAGGAAUGAUUAGAGCAGCUGGCAUGAGAAACUGGGACAGAAGGCAUCAGCAGGGUCCUGCUGCUGAAACUAAAUGGCCUAUUGAGAAACCUAACUGGAAUAACCAAAGGCCAGAGGAUAGAGCUUUAAUGGAUGAUUUAAGAAGUAUAAUUGUUCAGGGAAUACGAGAAUCUGUUCCUAGGGGACAGAAUAUAGAUAGGGCAUUCAAAGAAUAUCAAAGAAAAGAGGAGUCACCUACAGAUUGGUUGGAGAGACUGAGAAAAAGUUUUCAACUGUAUUCGGGAAUGGAUCCUGAGGAUGAUGCAAUGGGACAGGCGGUGCUCAAGCUUAGGUUUGUCCAGGGAUCUUGGGAAGACAUUAGAAAGAAACUAGAAAAGAACAGAGACUGGCAGACAAAGGGAUUAGAUUUGUUGUUAAGAGAAGCUCAGGAGGUGUAUGUUAGAAGAGAUGAAGUAAGAGAAGAAGAGAAGCAGAGAAGGAAAGAGGAUAUGCAAAGGAAACAAACCAGGGUUUUAGUAGCAGCCAUCAAAGGAGAGCAAAAUGCUGUCAGAGAAUUAGAGAAGAAGGAAUCUUUUAGUCACAAUGAUCGGUCACAACGGGGAAAGAAUAAGAGGACUAAUUAUAGGGAACUUGAAUGUUACUAUUGCGGUCAGAAGGGACACAUUCAGAGGAACUGCAAAAAGAAGCAGAAAGAUGAACAAGUCUUCUUAGAAGACUGAAGGGGUCAGGGGCUCUAUCUGCUGGGGACCCCAAAGAAUACUGAGCCCUUGAUAAAAUUAAA